AUGUCCAGCACAAGACCCGACUUGAAAUUCACAGACACCGUUGACGAACGACUGUUCUACCGGCGCUUUGCCAAUUUGCCCGAAAAAGAAGCCAACACCGUUCGAAUUGUCGACCACAAGGACUACUUCACGGCUCUAGAAGAUGAUGCAGAACUCAUUGCUGAUGCUAUCUACAAAACGCUGCUGGUGAUCAAGACGUCCAACUCGAAGCACCGUUACGUGACGAUUUCACCCCAGGUUUUCACGUCGGUGGUGAGAUUUUGCCUAGUGGAAAAUAAUUACAAGGUGGAGGUGUAUCUGAAGCAGUUCCAGCUACUAGCGACGGCUACACCCGGUAAUCUCGAGCUGCUUGCUGUGGAGUAUGGAAUUGAUGUGGAAUCCAUGCUUCGGGAUGCGCUGACUCCCGUGGUUGCUAGCGUGAAAUUCACCACCUCUGGCGCAGGAAAAAAGGUGGGAGUAUGUUUGGCAGAUUUGCUGAACAAGGCGUUGCGGUUGCUGGAGUUCGAGGAUAACGACUUGUUUUCGAACUUGGAGCUGUUGUUCUUGCAAGUGAACGUCAAGGAAGUUGUGUUGCCAAGCUCAUACACUCCAGACGACGAUGCUCCUGGAGACGUGGUGAAGCUCUUCCAAGUGCUCAACAAGAUCGGCUCAGUGGUGAUCUCCUCCAUCAAGCUGAGCGCUUACACAGCCAAAGACAUCGACCAAGAUUUGGCAAAGAUCGUCUCGGCCGAAAACAUAGACAGUGAGGCUGCCAACAAUGUCGAGCUCGUGCUUGCUUCCAAAGGUAUCAACUCUUCCGAGUACACCCUCUCAUUGGGCUGCUGCAACUCUCUUAUCCAGUACUUAAACUUGCUUGGAGGCGACUCGGCUUCUUUCACCAUUGAUAAGUACAACCUCAACACCUAUAUGAAGCUCGACUCCUCGACAAUGAGAGCGCUAAACAUCUUCCCCUCCACUCAGACCAUGCCAGGCCCCAAACCGUCAAAUGUGUCGUCGAUCUUUGAUCUUUUGAACAAGUGCAAGACUGCUUCCGGCACACGCUUGCUUUCCCAAUGGCUCAAGCAGCCGCUCACGGACUUGGAUGCCAUUUCUGAUCGUCACGCAUUGGUGGGACACCUCAUCAACGAUACCAAUCUUCGUGUGUUUGUCUCGCAAGAAUGGUUAACGCAAGUUCCCGAUGUGAAGCGACUUCUCAAGAAAAUCGCCAACGGCAUGAAGAGGGUCACAGGGGCCGAGAAUAAAAAAUUGGAGGACGUAGUGAGGCUCUACCAGCUUGUAACGAUUCUUCCUGAGCUCAUAAACAUGGUGCAGAUGUCUUUGGAUGACGCUACUGAGCAACUCAAACCUCUCAUGCAAAGGGAGUGGUUGGAUCCACUUUCAAAGAACCACGCUUCACUCGUGAAGUUUCAGGAGUUGGUAGAAACGACAAUCGACCUUUCUCCCCUUGAAUCAUCCUCGUCCAGUGACCUUUACACGGAUUUCAACAUCAAGCCUGAAUUUGAUGAGCUGCUCAUCACUAUCAACGACAACCUUCAGAGCACCAUUCUGAAGAUUAAGCAAGUUCAUGAACAGGUUGCAGACGAUCUCAAUAUCGAUAUUGAAAAGAAGCUCAAGCUUGAAAAUCAUCAACAACACGGGUGGUGUUUUAGAGUCACACGUAUCGACUCGGCCAUCUUGAGAAACACCGGUGAUAAUUACAUCGAGCUCCAGACUGUGAAGGCAGGCGUUUUCUUCACAACUAGAAAGCUUCGUAAGCUUUCUGAACAAUACGCAGAGUAUUCUGAUGAGUACAACUCGAAGCAGAAGGAAUUGAUCAAGGAGAUCUUGUCCAUUACGUUGACGUAUCAAACUGUUUUCUUGAGACUUUCGCUCGUGUUGAGCCACAUUGAUGUCAUUGCAUCUUUUGCCAAUGUUGCCAUUUUUGCACCAACGCCUUUCAUGAAGCCCAAUUUGCAUCCAUUGGCAGGGUCAACAACUUCAGAAGAGUUCCUAUCCAGAAGAAUCAAUUUGAAGGAUGCAAGACAUCCUGUUCUUGAAUUACAAGAAGACGUAAACUUUAUUGCCAAUGACGUCAAUUUGGGUAAUGCCGAUAAUGACAAAUCUUUUGUGAUCAUCACUGGUCCAAAUAUGGGAGGUAAGUCCACAUACAUUCGUCAGGUUGGUGUCAUUGCGCUCAUGUGUCAAGUGGGCUCGUAUAUCCCAGCAUCAGAAGAUGGUGCGCCUCCAGAAGUGCCGAUCUUUGACGCAAUAUUGUCUCGUGUGGGUGCUGGUGAUUCCCAGCUCAAGGGUUUGUCUACCUUUAUGAUCGAAAUGCUAGAAACUUCAUCGAUUCUUGCUACCGCUACACACAACUCUCUAAUUAUCAUCGACGAAUUGGGCCGCGGUACCAGUACCUAUGAUGGGUUUGGCUUAGCAUGGUCCAUAUCUGAGCAUCUAAUUAGUGUUAAGAAGUGCUUCACGCUCUUUGCUACGCAUUUUCAUGAGCUUACCAAAUUGUCAGAGAAGUAUGAGGGUAGAGUACAAAAUCUACAUGUGGUCGCCCACAUCGAGAAGAAAGGUGCCGAGGAAGUCGAGGAUGACGAUAUCACGUUGAUGUACAGGGUAGAGCCUGGAAUUUCUGACAAGUCCUUCGGUAUUCAUGUUGCUGAGCUCGUGAAAUUCCCAACGAAGAUCAUCAAUAUGGCCAAACGCAAGGCCUCAGAGCUCCAAAGUUUAAAUGCGGGAUCCGAUGCUGAUCCAUACGUGAGCAAUAAAAGGACGAAAUGCAGCAAUGAGGAGAUCAGCGCUGGUGUUGAGAAGCUCAAGACGAUCUUGCUUUCGUGGAAAGAUGAAUGCAUCGACCCUGAAACACAGAAAUGCAAGGUUUCUUCUGAGGAGGCCAUACUGUCAUUGAAAAAGCUUGUGGAUGGCCGCUACAGCGAAGAGCUGAAGAACGAUAAGUUCAUUCAAGAGGUUCUCACCAUGUUGUAA
Molecule: messenger RNA, 2970 nt
Organism: Candidozyma auris
Lineage: Eukaryota; Fungi; Ascomycota; Pichiomycetes; Serinales; Metschnikowiaceae
Gene: MSH2
Product: mismatch repair ATPase MSH2
Exons: 1
Coding region: 1-2970 (989 amino acids)
Biological process (GO): mismatch repair; mitotic recombination
Cellular component (GO): MutSalpha complex; nucleus
Molecular function (GO): ATP-dependent DNA damage sensor activity; ATP binding; mismatched DNA binding
Source: RefSeq, a predicted model, not a curated record